CGGCACGGCCUCGAACGCCUUGACCCCGCAAGGGAGGGGGACGAGGCUCCUUUGCUCCCGCAGGAGCGUCGAAUACGUGUGGAAUACGCGUCGGUGUGGAUCUGGUCUCAGCUUCCUGAGCCUGAAUCAAUGCUUCUAAUCACGUGGGCGCUCAGCCGCGACGGGACCACAGAAAUCGACCAGCGGCCUGUUUAAGGAGCGACAAGGCCCAGCCCUCUCCUGCAUUGUGGCGACGCCAUUUCCCUGCGCCCCCAGCGCGGCCGCUUGGCUUUUGUUUGAGGUGACGCUGGGCGGCAGCAUCCUUCCCUCAGCCCUGGGGACCAGCGGGGACUACAGAACCCAGAAGGUUUUGUCUCCAGCCGCAGGGAUGCUGAGCCAAUCCGCGCUGAGAAAAGGGUCGUUUCCGCUUUGGGACCAAUGGGUCGGGGAGGGACUUCCGGUAUCACUUCAGUGGCGGUCAUUUUUGCAGCGCUUGGGUGCAUCCAGACCGUCAGAGCUUUGGGAGCGCUUUGUUUGGCGACAGUCGGAAGGCGCGAGGGGAGGGGUCCUCCCGCUGAACAGUGGGGGUUCUAAGGGUCGGCGGCGGCGGGGUUGACGGCUUUGCCUAGGUCCCUGCGCCCGUAGCUGUCGGGUCCCGGCCCCGCUCUGCCCACAGACUCCGAUGGCUGCGGCCGCGCUGAGGGCCCCGACUCAGGUGAGCGCUGCCUCUACUGGGCCUCACCCUCCAUCCCCAAAUUAGUGCCUUCUUGGGUCACUACGGUCGAGAUCCUCAUGUCCAGUACAGUGGGGGCUCGUGGGUGGGGUCCCUAUUUCCAGAACUUGGGUGAUGGGGCACGGAAGAGGGUGACAGGCAAAGGGACCAGCGUUUCUAAACUCUUGGAGACACAGUGAAGAAGGUUCAUACCUGGAGUGCCAAGGUUACUGUAUCUCCAGAAACACAUAUGGACCUCACAAAGGGCUGUGUGACCUUUGAGGACAUCGCCAUUUACUUCUCACAGGACGAGUGGGGACUUCUUGAUGAGGCUCAGAGACUCCUGUACCUUGAAGUGAUGCUGGAGAACUUUGCCCUUGUAGCCUCACUGGGUUGUGGCCAUGGAACAGAGGAUGAAGAGACACCUUCUGACCAGAAUGUUUCUGUAGGAGUGUCACAGUCAAAGGCAGGUUCAUCCACACAGAAGACUCAAUCCUGUGAGAUGUGUGUCCCAGUCCUGAAAGAUAUUUUGCAUCUAGCUGAUCUCCCUGGGCAGAAACCAUACUUGGUUGGAGAAUGUACAAACCAUCACCAGCACCAGAAGCAUCACAGUGCAAAGAAAUCCUUGAAGAGGGACAUGGACAGAGCCUCAUAUGUGAAGUGCUGCCUAUUCUGUAUGUCAUUGAAGCCCUUUCGCAAAUGGGAGGUUGGAAAGGACCUUCCAGCCAUGUUGGGGCUUCUGAGGUCCCUGGUCUUUCCUGGAGGCAAGAAACCCAGCACAAUUACUGAAUGUGGGGAGGACAUUCGCAGUCAAAAAAGUCAUUACAAGUCAGGUGAAUGUGGGAAGGCUUCCAGGCACAAACACACUCCUGUUUACCAUCCAAGAGUCUACACUGGAAAAAAGCUUUAUGAGUGUAGCAAAUGUGGGAAAGCCUUCCGUGGCAAGUACUCACUUGUUCAGCACCAGAGAGUCCAUACUGGAGAAAGGCCUUGGGAGUGCAAUGAAUGUGGAAAAUUCUUUAGCCAAACCUCCCACCUGAAUGAUCAUCGGAGAAUCCACACCGGAGAAAGGCCUUAUGAGUGCAGUGAAUGUGGAAAAUUAUUUAGACAAAAUUCCAGCCUUGUUGACCACCAGAAAAUACACACUGGAGCAAGGCCUUAUGAGUGUAGCCAGUGUGGGAAAUCCUUUAGCCAAAAAGCCACCCUUGUUAAACACCAAAGAGUUCACACUGGAGAAAGGCCUUAUAAGUGUGGUGAAUGUGGGAAUUCCUUUAGUCAAAGUGCCAUUCUUAAUCAACACCGAAGAAUUCACACUGGAGCAAAGCCUUAUAAGUGUGGCCAGUGUGGGAAAUCCUUUAGUCAAAAAGCUACCCUCAUUAAACACCAGAGAGUUCACACUGGAGAAAGGCCUUAUAAGUGUGGUGACUGUGGGAAAUCCUUUAGUCAAAGCUCCAUCCUUAUUCAACACCGGAGAAUUCAUACUGGAGCAAGGCCUUAUGAGUGUGGCCAGUGUGGAAAGUCCUUUAGCCAAAAGUCUGGUCUCAUUCAACACCAAGUGGUUCACACUGGAGAAAGGCCUUAUGAGUGCAACAAAUGUGGGAAUUCCUUUAGCCAAUGCUCCAGCCUCAUACAUCACCAAAAAUGUCAUAACACAUAGAGGCCUCAUGAAUGCAGCAAAUGUGGAAGCGCCUUCAACUCAAGAUCUAUCAUCAUUUAGCUCCUGAAAGUCCACACUUAAGUAGAGCCUUAGACCUACAGGGAAAGUGCUGUCUCUGUAGUAUUGUAGCAGUAGAGAGCCUUGGUGAGGGAGCCAUCUGCCUGAAGUUGAACCUCAUUCUUCCUUGUUUCUCUGGUAGAAACCAUCUACCCUCUACCACCUUGCACAGUGGGCAUUGGUCACCCCUAUGUGCUAAGACAAGGCAGACAUCUGUGUGUUCUCUUAAGUCUUUGGAGGAAAUCUUGAGCAAUCUAAGCCUUUAGAGAAAAUUCAUUCUUUUUUCUGACUGAUCACAGCAUACGUGUGACCCAGUUUUGGUCAGGAGGGCCCAGCCUUGGUUCUGCUGGACACUUAUGUGCAAGGAUUCCCUUCAUGUAAAUUCUUGGUCUCACAUGACACUUGGUCAUUCUUCCAGCCUCCAAGUCACCACGUGGUGAAUGGCUGCCUCACAUUGCUCCAGUUUGUGCACUAAUAAAAGCCUUAUAUUUGAAUCUACCUGUAGUCUUGGGGUUCUGUUUACUGUGUGGGGUGGCUGGGAGAUAGACUUCAACUCUAUAUGAAGGAAUGGAUGGCUUUUGUGGGCCUCUGCAGGAAAGUAAGAUGACAGAGUAAUUCUAAUUCUGGUUUUGGUCAUACUUGCUUUGCUACCUAAAAUCUCCUAGGAAAAAAUGCAAGGUUUUGGUUAUUCUAAUUUGUGGCCUGGAUCCCUAUUCUUUCUGUGAGACUAGAGGUCAUCCUGAGGAGAGGCCAGCUGUUACGACAAGCACGUGUGCUUCAGGGAAUAGGACAAUUUUAUUCCAUUGUGUCCAGAGGAUGUCAUAUGAUGCCCAGUGCUGCUGAGAAGCUUUUCAUGGGGUUCUAUAAGGAGACACGCCCUGAUAUCAAACAUUCCAUAGGCCAAUGUCACACAGAAGACAACGGGAGUCACAUGUGAACUGUAAUUGGUACAGAAAUACCUGGGUAUUUCUGUACUGUGUGUACUGUAGCAAACUAGUUGGAAUGUGCCUCUUAUAAAAGUACAUUUACAAAUCUUCCUGUGACUGUGGCUUUGAGCAGUCAUAGGACCUAGAAAUCUGUGUAUGUCCAAUAGCUGAGGUUAUUUUCAGCAAAAAUAAUUAAAGGGUUUUAUUUUUUAAUUCUUGUUGGUUUUCUAGGUUGUUCACCUCAAGUGCAUUGCUGUAGAGGCAGAAAAAGGAGGAUAAAGAUAACAGAAGUCCUAUAGGCCAGGGAUGUAUUGAUAGCUCUUGUGAUUUCCACCAGUGUUGCUGUUGUCUCAAAUUGCCACAGCCUUCAUUGCUUGCCAACAUUUCCUGCAUGGAGGGACUCAUGGUUGCCCUUCCCCAGGCCUGAAGAGAGAGUGCAGUCAACAUGAGAUUGCUAGGCAUUCUGGUUUCUGAAAGUUGGGUGAUCAGAUACUUUAUUUUGAAACGUUUUACAAACUUUCUUGAUGUGUAAGUGACAUGCCAUAGUUUACAUCCAUUGUUGGUGUAUAAUUUGAAGAGUUUGUCAUACAAGCCUGUGAAACCAUCAUAAUCAUGAUCAUGAACAUAUUCAUGAUUCACCUCUUGCUGUUUUACAAUCUCUGCGUGUACUUUCCAGGCCUUCAGGAGUCCUGUCAUUUACUUUCCCUACAGGAGAAUAGUUUGUGUUUUCUAGGAUUUUAUGUGAAUUGAAACGUAAAAUACUCCAUUUUUCCUGAUGAUGCACAAUUUUUUUUUUUUUUUUUUGAGAUGGAGUCUCACUCUGUCACCAGGCUGGAGUGCAGUGGCACGAUCUUGGCUCACUCCAACCUCCUCCUGGGUUCCAGCGAUUCUCCUGCCUCAGCCUCCUGAGAAGCUAGGACUACAGGCAUGCACUACCACGCCCAACUAAUUUUUGUAUUUUUAGUAGAGAUGUGGUUUUACCAUGUUUGCCAGGAUGGUCUUGAUCUCUUGACCUCGUGAUCCGCCCGCCUCAGCCUCCUGAAGUGCUGGGAUUACAGGCGUAAGCCACCACACCAGCUGAUGCACAAUUACUUUUAAGAUUUAUCAAUAUUGCUUAUGUGAAUAGUUCAUUUGUAUUGCUGAGAAAUAGUCUGUGGAUAUGUCACAAUUUGGAUAAACAGUUGGAUGCUUUCCAGUUUUGGGCUGUUGCAAAUAAUGCUACUAUGAACAUAGGCAUAUAACUCUUAAUAUGCAGAAAUGCUUUAUUUCUCCUGUGUCAGUAGUACAGUGUACGUGAAUGCAUCACUUUUAAAGACACGGCCAGACUAUAACCUAACUGUACCAUUUGCAUUCUCAUCAACAGUAUGUGAACCUUCUUAUUUCUCUACAUUCUUGCCAUACUUGGUAUGGUUAGUCUUUUUAAUUUUAGUUGUUUUAAUAGCUGUAUAAUAGCAUCUGUCUGUGAUUUUAUUGCAUUUUUCUGGUAUUUUAUGGUAUUGAACAUUUGAACAUCUUGUAUCUAGUUGCCACCUGUAUAUCCUCUUUGGAAGAAUGUUUAUUAAUGUCUUGCUUAUUUUUAAAUGGAUGUUGGUGAUACUUUUUCAUUAAUAAAUAGACGUAUAACAAA
Messenger RNA from Gorilla gorilla gorilla (western lowland gorilla), 4958 nucleotides. It is a transcript of the gene ZIK1, whose product is annotated as zinc finger protein interacting with K protein 1. Bases 942 to 2348 code for a protein of 468 amino acids. The transcript has 4 exons. The record is from RefSeq and is a predicted model, not a curated record. Lineage: Eukaryota; Metazoa; Chordata; Mammalia; Primates; Hominidae. Gene Ontology annotation, molecular function: DNA-binding transcription factor activity, RNA polymerase II-specific; RNA polymerase II cis-regulatory region sequence-specific DNA binding. Gene Ontology annotation, biological process: regulation of transcription by RNA polymerase II.